Molecule: messenger RNA, 1400 nt
Organism: Labrus bergylta (ballan wrasse)
Lineage: Eukaryota; Metazoa; Chordata; Actinopteri; Labriformes; Labridae
Gene: tnnt2d
Product: troponin T2d, cardiac
Biological process (GO): regulation of muscle contraction; muscle contraction; sarcomere organization
Cellular component (GO): troponin complex
Molecular function (GO): tropomyosin binding; troponin C binding; troponin I binding
Source: RefSeq, a predicted model, not a curated record
UAUAUGGACAUCUUACCGAGGCAGGAAUACACCUGCUUAUUAAAGUGUGUGAGCCUGUGUGGCAGAGCGCUAGUGUCCAGCUGUCUAACAAUAGACUGACCAGCCAUAGGGUGCUGCAGUCACAUGAGUAAGAAGGGUCGGACUAUGUAUCCUUGAUGCUCAACCUAUUUGUCAAGAAGCUGAAGUCUGUGGUUCGUCUCUGAGCUCCCUCUGUCUGGCUCACAGAGAUCAUCCAUAACAAAAUGUCUGAAACAGAGGAAGUCGUGGAGGAGGAAGCUCAGGAGGAAGAAGAUGACUCCAAGCCAAAGCCAAAGUUUAUGACCAAUAUUGCUGCCCCGAAGAUCCCUGAUGGUGAGAAAGUGGACUUUGAUGACAUCCACAGGAAGCGUCAGGAGAAGGAUCUGUCUGAGCUGCAGUCUCUGAUCGAGGCUCACUUCGUCCAGAGGAAGAAGGAGGAGGAGGAGCUCAUCGCCCUCGUUAACAGAAUUGAGAAACGUCGAGCUGAGAGAGCGGAGCAGCAAAGGGUCCGAACAGAGAGAGAGAAGGAGAGGCAGGCCAGACAGGCGGAGGAGAAGGAGAGGAAGGAGCUGGAGGAGCAGCAGAAGAAGAUGAAUGACGACGCUAAGAAGAAGAAGGCUCUCACCAACAUGACCCAGCAGUUCAGUGCUGGACAAAAGAGUGAGACAAAAAGAGGAGGCAAGAAACAAACUGAGAGGGAGAAGAAGAAGAAGAUUCUGGCUGACCGCAAGAAGCCUCUCACUGUUGAUCACCUAAAUGAGGACAAACUGAAGGAGAAGGCCAACGAGAUGUGGCAGUGGCUGAUGGGGCUGGAGGCUGAGAAGUUCGAUCUCAGCGAGAAACUUAAAAGACAGAAGUAUGAUAUUAACCAGCUUCUUGCCCGAGUUCAGGACCACCAGAGUGCCAAAGGUCGCGGCAAGGGCAAGAUGGGCGGCCGCCUAAGGUAAAGGAGCAGUCUGACAGGGACAAGCAAGUUUCGACCCCAGUGAUUGGCCAACAACUCCACUAAGCGUGUGAAUUCAUAGUUGUGUUCUGUUGUGUUGGGUUACAUGUCAAUUAUCAUGAUAGCAAAACAAUAAAUAAGUUAUUACAAUCACCCUGCAGAUUGUCUGUUUCUGUGCUCUUGAGUCCAAAAGACAGAACAUUACAUAUGAAUACAAACUCAACCAGCCAGAAUCACCAUGGAACAGCUUACCGGAUGUAUCAAAACCUUUGAAAGUUUGUUCAAUAGAUAAUUCAACAGUUCAAGAGUUAUUGUUCGAUAAGGAAAAACAAAAUACAUCUGUGGGUCUGAUGUACAAAACUUACAUGUCUCCAUAAAAGUAAUGCCUCUAUUACCAUGAAACUGAAGACUGUAAAAACAGUGUACAAUUAAAAAAAAA